UUACAGACCCUCCUAUACCUAUCUGGAGGUUUACAUAGAUGCUAGGAAAGUCCAUUUUUGUUACUUUGCUUCUCAAAUAUCUUACCCCGCGUGUCUGUAUCGACGUUGAAUUCCAGACACUUAAGAUUUCUGUUCACCGGUGAUUAGUGACAGAAGGAAAGGAAUUAAGAUCAAUCAGAAAUGAAUUGUUUUCAUUUAGAUGACUUCCUUGCAGGGUGGAUUGGAGGAGCUUCCAGUGUUAUUGUGGGUCAUCCGCUGGACACAGUCAAGACUCGUUUACAAGCUGGGAAAGGAUACAAGAACACCCUUCACUGUGUCCUCCAAAUCUACAGAAAGGAAACUGUGGCUGGCUUCUUCAAGGGUCUCUCCUUCCCGCUGGCCAGCAUCACCGUGUAUAACUCAGUGGUGUUUGGGUUCUUCAACAACACACAGAGGGUUAUUAGCAAGUUCCGCCAUGGUGACGAGAGGCAGCCGUGUGGCAUGCUGGACCUGACCCUGGCCAGCAUGUUGACAGGGCUGAUGUCAGUGGGACUCGGAGCGCCGGUCGACCUGGUUAAGAUCCGACUGCAGAUGCAGACUCUUCCCUGUUUAGCAGAGAACCUGAACCUCGCAGGGACGACCGGAAACGUGAACGGUAACAUCGCCGUGCGCUCCAUGACUCUCCAGGGCCAGCCGACCUACAGAGGGCCCAUCCACUGCAUCAGCUCCAUACUGCGGACUGAGGGGAUCCGGGGGCUUUACAGAGGAGCCGGGGCCAUGGUCCUGAGAGACGUCCCUGGGUACACGCUGUACUUCAUCCCCUACGCGUUGUUCCGUCGCUGGCUAUCCUCUGAAGGGAGGUCAUCACCUCAUCCCUGUUCUAUAUGGGUGUCUGGAGGACUGGCAGCUUCUAUCUCGUGGGCUACUCCAGCUGACGUGGUUCUGUCUACAGCUUCUAUCUCGUGGGCUACUCCAGCUGACGUGGUUCUGUCUACAGCUUCUAUCUCGUGGGUCACGGCUACUCCAGCUGACGUGGUUCUGUCUACAGCUUCUAUCUCGUGGGUCACGGCUACUCCAGCUGACGUGGUUCUGUCUACAGGUUCUAUCUCGUGGGUCACGGCUACUCCAGCUGACGUGGUUCUGUCUACAGCUUCUAUCUCGUGGGUCACGGCUACUCCAGCUGACGUGGUUCUGUCUACAGGUUCUAUCUCGUGGGUCACGGCUACUCCAGCAGACGUGGUGAAGAGCAGACUACAGGCUGACGCUCUCCACGCUAGGAAAUACAGAGGGAUUGUCCACUGCAUCGUCCAGAGCUACAAGACCGAGGGGAUACAUGUCUUCUUCCGCGGAGCCUCAGUGAACGCUAUCCGAGGCUUCCCAAUGAGUGCCACCAUGUUUCUGGGCUAUGAACUCUCUCUGCAGUUCUUCAGGGGUCUCUAGUGUCUACACCAGGAAUAUGAUACAGUGCAGUAUGUCCACUGAAUGACACGUUAUCUUGACAGCUAUCCUCUUGUCCUUGAACGCCCCCCAAAGGCUUUCACCUGGAAGAUCAUUUAAAUCCUUGCAAAAAGAAAGUGGGGAGCAACUUGACUUGACAUUUUCUAGUUGAGAAUUAUCUCCACUAUUGCCAUAAUACAAUGUAUUUGUAAAGUCUAAAUACACAUUUCUUAUGUUAAGAAAAUAUCUUAUUAAAAGUGCCAUACAUGAAUUCACAAAUGCAUACAUUUGAAAUAUGUUGUGCUAUAAUAGUAACCGUAUGUUUAAUGUUUUUAGCUGUACUACAUAAAUUAACUAGUUAUUAGUACCCAACAGUUAACCAGUUCUAACCUCAGUAAUGAGGCGCACAUUAAUCAAUAUAUUAUAUGUUGGUGCCAGGCUUUUAAGUUGUAUUUUUUAAAAGUGUUUUAUCUUUGUUAAUAAGUAUAAGAGAAAUUAAAUGUAAUUCCACAAGGAGGCGUAUAUUAUAAUUUUUUUGUGCAUAAUUUGUAUUUAAGGUUAUUUUAAUGUGAGUUUAUUUGGAAUUCUUGUUAGACUGUUUCUGUACAGUUUUACUUGGAAAACCUAAUAAACGUAUUGUUAAAAUCUA
This is a messenger RNA of Oncorhynchus kisutch (coho salmon), 2065 nucleotides long. RefSeq names its product solute carrier family 25 member 48. Gene Ontology annotation, biological process: transmembrane transport. The record is from RefSeq and is a predicted model, not a curated record. The transcript is spliced from 7 exons. NCBI's taxonomy places the organism in Eukaryota, Metazoa, Chordata, Actinopteri, Salmoniformes, Salmonidae. Bases 181 to 1419 code for a protein of 412 amino acids. Gene Ontology annotation, cellular component: mitochondrion. Gene Ontology annotation, molecular function: transmembrane transporter activity.